GAGAGAGAGGCGGAGCUGACCUCCAUGUCCAUCCACCUCCACCUCCACCCCUCUCCCGCAGUCGCAGACAAUAAGAAAAACUUUUAAUUCCCCGAGGCGCAGAAGCAAGCAGCGCCAGCGCCAGCGCCAGCAGCCGAGCGCCCAAAGCAAACAAGAAACACAGCAACUGCAGCGGCGCAGCGCAGCGCAGGCCACCAUCACCAUCCCCUACUCCUCCUACGCACGCACACCUACGCCUACGCCUUCCUCCUCACUAGAGAUAGAUCGGAGUAGGGGCAGUAGCUAGGUGGCCAGGGGGUGCAGAGAGCAAGCAAAGCUUCGGUCUUGGCGCCGCCUGCCUCUUCUUGUGCUCUCACCUCCUCCGCCUCGCCUGCUCCCCUGUCCCUCUCGUGUCGGCCGUCGGGGACACGACGCCACGCGCGCCGCACGGUGGCUCUGUUCUCCUCCUGACGACGGCGGCGGCGGCGAGCUCGCCGGAUAUGCGUGGGGCGCGCUGAGGUCUCCCGCGACGGUGGAAGGGGCGUGGUUGGGCGGCGGGGUGACUUGUUCGGUGGCCGGCCUGGGGAUAUGAUGAAGCAGGCGCAGCCGCAGCAGCAGCAGCCGCCGGUGACGGCGAGUUCUACUGUGACGGCGACGGCGGCGGCGGUGACCAGUGCGAUGGCGGCCGCUGCGGCGGUGGGGAGCGGGUGCGAAGGGGAGAAGAAGGCGCCGGCGAUCAAUUCGGAGCUGUGGCACGCCUGCGCCGGGCCGCUGGUGUCGCUGCCGCCGGCGGGCAGCCUCGUCGUCUACUUCCCGCAGGGCCACAGCGAGCAGGUUGCAGCCUCUAUGCAGAAGGAUGUCGAUGCGCAUGUUCCAAGCUACCCAAAUCUUCCUUCGAAAUUGAUUUGCCUUCUGCAUAAUGUCACUUUACAUGCGGACCCAGAAACUGAUGAAGUGUAUGCGCAAAUGACUCUUCAGCCAGUUACUUCAUAUGGGAAGGAGGCCCUGCAAUUAUCAGAGCUUGCACUCAAACAGGCAAGACCACAGACAGAAUUCUUCUGCAAGACACUGACUGCAAGUGAUACAAGUACUCAUGGAGGCUUCUCUGUGCCUCGCCGAGCUGCAGAAAAGAUAUUUCCACCACUGGACUUCUCAAUGCAACCACCUGCACAAGAGCUACAAGCCAGGGAUUUGCAUGACAAUGUGUGGACGUUCCGUCACAUAUAUCGGGGUCAGCCAAAACGUCAUCUGCUUACCACUGGCUGGAGUCUAUUUGUAAGUGGCAAGAGGUUAUUUGCCGGAGAUUCUGUCAUUUUUGUUAGGGAUGAAAAACAGCAACUUCUAUUAGGAAUCAGGCGUGCUAACCGACAGCCAACUAACAUAUCAUCAUCUGUCCUUUCAAGUGACAGCAUGCAUAUAGGGAUUCUUGCUGCUGCAGCCCAUGCUGCUGCCAAUAAUAGCCCAUUUACCAUCUUUUAUAAUCCUAGGGCGAGUCCUACUGAAUUUGUUAUCCCAUUUGCUAAGUAUCAGAAGGCAGUCUAUGGUAAUCAAAUAUCUUUAGGAAUGCGCUUCCGCAUGAUGUUUGAGACUGAGGAAUUAGGAACACGAAGAUAUAUGGGAACAAUAACUGGCAUAAGUGAUCUAGAUCCAGUAAGAUGGAAAAACUCGCAGUGGCGCAACUUACAGGUUGGUUGGGAUGAAUCUGCAGCUGGUGAAAGGCGAAAUAGGGUUUCUAUCUGGGAGAUUGAACCGGUUGCUGCUCCAUUUUUCAUAUGUCCUCCACCAUUUUUUGGUGCGAAGCGGCCCAGGCAAUUAGACGAUGAGUCCUCAGAGAUGGAGAAUCUGUUAAAGCGGGCUAUGCCUUGGCUUGGUGAGGAAAUAUGCAUAAAGGAUCCUCAGACUCAGAAUACCAUAAUGCCUGGGCUGAGCUUGGUUCAGUGGAUGAACAUGAACAUGCAGCAGAGCUCCUCAUUUGCAAACACAGCCAUGCAGUCUGACUACCUGCGAUCGUUGAGCAACCCCAACAUGCAAAAUCUUGGUGCUGCUGAUCUCUCUAGGCAGUUGUGCCUGCAGAACCAGCUUCUUCAACAGAACAACAUACAAUUUAAUACUCCCAAACUCUCUCAGCAAAUGCAGCCAGUCAAUGAGUUAUCAAAGGCAACCAUUCCAUUGAAUCAGCUUGGUGUGAGCACCAAACCUCAGGAACAGAUUCAUGAUGCUAGCAACCUUGCGAGGCAACAACCUUCCAUGAACCAUAUACUUCCCUUGAGCCAAGCUCAAGCAAGUUUUGGCCAAGCUCAGGUCCUUGUCCAGAAUCAAAUGCAACAGCAACAUGCAUCUUCAACUCAAGGUCAACAACCAACUACCAGCCAGCCUUUGCUUUUGCCCCAGCAACAGCAGCAGCAGCAGCAACAACAAAAAUUGCUACAGCAGCAACAGCAACAGCAACAGCUUUUGCUUCAGCAACAGCAGUUACAGCAACAGCAGCAGCUAAAUAAGGUGCCUUCUCAAUUGCCAAGUCUGGCAAAUCAGCAGUUGCAGCUAUCUGAUCAACAGCUUCAGCUGCAACUGUUACAAAAACUACAACAACAACAGCAGUCAUUACUUUCACAACCUGGAGUUACCCUUGCACAAUUACCUCUAAUCCAAGAACAGCAGAAGUUGCUUCUGGAUAUGCAACAGCAGCUGUCGAACUCCCAAACCCUUCCCCAACAACAAAUGAUGCCUCAACAAAGUACCAGGGUUCCAUCACAGAACGCAUCACUGCCACCGCCUGUCCAACAAGAGCCACAGCAGAAGCUUCUACAGAAGCAAGCCAUGCUGGCAGACACAUCAGAAGCUGCUGUUCCACUGACCACAUCAGCCAACGUCAUUUCAACAAUGGGAAGUCCUUUGAUGACGGCUGGUGCUACUCAUUCUGUACUUACAGAAGAAAUCCCUUCUUGCUCAACAUCACCCUCCACAGCUAAUGGUGGUCACCUUCUUCAACCAAUACUUGGUAGGAACAAACAUUGUAGCAUGAUCAACACAGAGAAGGUUCCUCAGCCUGCUGCUCCGAUGUCAGUUCCAAGCUCCCUUGAAGCUGUCACAGCAACCCCGAGAAUGAUAAAGGAAUCGCCAAAGUUAAACCAAAAUGUGAAACAAACUGUAGUGGCUUCAAAAUUAGCAAAUGCUGGGGCUGGUUCUCAAAAUUAUGUCAACAACCCACCUCCAACGGACUAUCUGGAAACUGCUUCUUCAGCAACUUCAGUGUGGCUUUCCCAGAAUGAUGGACUUCUUCAUCCAAAUUUCCCUAUGUCCAACUUCAGCCAGCCUCAGAUGUUCAAAGAUGCUCCUCCUGAAACUGAAAUCCAUCCUCCUAACACAAGUAAUAAUGCAUUGUUUGGAAUCAACAGUGAUGGUCAACUGGGUUUCCCUAUGGGAACAGAUGAUUUCCUGUCGAAUGGAAUUGAUGCUGCCAAGUACGAGAACCAUAUCUCAACAGAAAUUGAUAAUGGCUAUAGAAUUCCAAAGGAUGCACAGCAAGAAAUAUCAUCCUCAAUGGUUUCACAGUCAUUUGGUGCAUCAGAUAUGGCAUUUAAUUCAAUUGACUCUGCACUGAAUGAUGGUGGCUUUUUGAACCGGAGUUCUUGGCCUCCUGCUCCUCCCUUAAAGAGGAUGAGGACAUUCACCAAGGUAUAUAAGCGAGGAGCUGUGGGCCGCUCCAUUGACAUUAGUCAGUUCUCAGGAUAUGAUGAAUUAAAGCACGCUCUGGCACGCAUGUUCAGCAUAGAGGGGCAACUUGAAGAACGGCAGAGAAUCGGUUGGAAGCUUGUUUACAAGGAUCAUGAAGAUGACAUCCUACUUCUUGGCGACGACCCGUGGGAGGAAUUUGUGGGUUGUGUAAGGUGCAUCAGGAUCCUUUCACCCCAAGAAGUACAGCAGAUGAGCUUGGAGGGCUGUGAUCUGGGGAACAACAGCAUUCCCCCAAACCAGGCCUGCAGCAGCUCAGACGGAGGGAACGCGUGGAGGGCUCGCUGCGACCAGAACUCCGGUAACCCUUCCAAUGGCUCAUAUGAACAAUUCGAAUGACCAAAAUUUCACCAGUUCAUCAUACCUUCACGCUGCGCCGGUGUAAGUAGGCGAUCACCGGAGUUUGUUGUAGAUGCAUCAGCUUACAUCCGGGAGCGCAAAUGGCUCAGCGGAUUAGUAGUGUUCUUUUUUUGUUUAUAUAUGUGUAGUUUCUCACAUCAAAAAGGGAGUAGGGAUGGUAAAUUUAAACUUACCUAGAGUUCCUGAGGGUUAGGUGAAGGAUGAUAAUGUUGUACUGUUGGAAAGGCCAGUUCUGUGAUUCUUCUUCAGAGGCCAUUCUUAAGAUUUCAAUGAAUCAAAAAUUGAAGCUGCCAA
This is a messenger RNA of Oryza brachyantha (malo sina), 4365 nucleotides long. Its product is annotated as auxin response factor 19. The coding region runs from base 568 to 4050 and encodes 1160 amino acids. Gene Ontology annotation, biological process: response to hormone; regulation of DNA-templated transcription. Gene Ontology annotation, cellular component: nucleus. Gene Ontology annotation, molecular function: DNA binding; protein binding. NCBI's taxonomy places the organism in Eukaryota, Viridiplantae, Streptophyta, Magnoliopsida, Poales, Poaceae. The transcript has 14 exons. The record is from RefSeq and is a predicted model, not a curated record.